Molecule: messenger RNA, 421 nt
Organism: Drosophila arizonae
Lineage: Eukaryota; Metazoa; Arthropoda; Insecta; Diptera; Drosophilidae
Source: RefSeq, a predicted model, not a curated record
GCGGACUCUUAAGCAGUCUAUCGAAAAUUCCAAUAUUAAAAACCGACUAGCUGAAACUCAAAAAGCUAACGAAGCUCUCAAGCGAAUGUUAUCACACAUGCCAACAGUGGAAGUUAAACAUAAGCUCGUAGUUCAACAGCGUAUAAACCGUCAAAUGGCUAAAAAACUCAAAACUCUAGCGGCGGAGCGAUCGCUUGAUGAAAUUGAAUUAAAUGUGCGUCAAUGUACUAUAAAAAAAUUUGCAGAACAGAUAAAUUGUAUGCGCGAAUUAGCAGUCACAUAUUCUGCAAAUAGAAGUGUUACUAAAAAUAAUAAAAAUGAAGAUGUUAAAAUUAUAUCAGUGGAUCAACAGAAGUUCAUAGAAUGUGCUCCAUAUUCAGACGUUGAUUCUAAUGUCUCAUUAAUGUGCGAUAAAACAUAA